Molecule: messenger RNA, 689 nt
Organism: Laccaria bicolor S238N-H82
Lineage: Eukaryota; Fungi; Basidiomycota; Agaricomycetes; Agaricales; Hydnangiaceae
Exons: 9
Coding region: 30-548 (172 amino acids)
Biological process (GO): protein peptidyl-prolyl isomerization
Cellular component (GO): intracellular membrane-bounded organelle
Molecular function (GO): peptidyl-prolyl cis-trans isomerase activity
Source: RefSeq, a predicted model, not a curated record
CUACAUCCAAAUUUCCCUCUCUAAGCAGAAUGUCGUCCGCAAACCGCCCAAUAGUCUUCAUGGACAUCAACAUCGGUGAAACCCCAGCUGGUCGUUUGAAGAUGGAGCUUUUCAGUGAUAUCGUCCCAAAAACCGCAGAGAACUUCAGGCAGCUGUGCACUGGGGAAUACAGAGUGAAUUCGCGUCCACAAGGGUAUAAAAAUGCAACGUUUCAUAGUGUUACAAAUUUCAUGUGUCAAGGUGGUGACUUCUUGAAGGGAGAUGGGACAGGUUCAUUUUCAAUAUAUGGCGAUAAAUUUCCGGACGAGAACUUUCAAGAAAAGCAUACUGGCCCAGGUCUUUUGUCGAUGGCCAAUUCCGGACCGAAUACCAAUGGAUGCCAAUUCUUCAUCACGACCGCCAAGUGUGAUUUCCUUGACGGGAAACAUGUGGUCUUUGGUAAAGUUAUCGAUGGAAUGCUCACAUUGAGAAAGAUCGAAAAUGUAGCUACGGGUCCAAACAACCGACCAAAACUGGUUGUCAAAAUAACCGAAUGUGGGGAAAUGUAGCAUUGUCUACCAAUACAUAACAGGUAUUGUAGGUUUGAGCUAGGCAUAGCAUUCAAACCUGCCCUCGCGACUUUGAAGCAUCGCCUCAGUAGCUACCCAGCGUUUGCGUGUACUCGUAGAAUAUAAAUACGGUUUUGUGGA